This is a messenger RNA of Phytophthora sojae, 879 nucleotides long. RefSeq lists its product as hypothetical. Gene Ontology annotation, molecular function: nucleic acid binding. The record is from RefSeq and is a predicted model, not a curated record. NCBI's taxonomy places the organism in Eukaryota, Oomycota, Peronosporomycetes, Peronosporales, Peronosporaceae. The annotation marks the transcript as partial. The transcript is spliced from 2 exons.
AAGCACUCCUCCGCCGAAAAGCGCCAUGUUCUUGAUGCCCAACGCGCUGGGCGUGCUGACUGGCUCGGCGUCGCCGCUAACAACGGGAUCACCCGGUCGAUGGCCUACCGCAUCGUGGAUACCGGCCGAGUCGACGACCUACCUCGAGGCGGAGCCCGCGCCGGCAGCGUGAAGGUGGCUCAGGAGGUGAAGGAGCGGGUGGAGUCGUACCUGAACGACAAUUGCACCUACACCUUGGAGACAUUGCGCAGCAUGCUCAUCGUUGACGAGGGCAUACAGCGUGGACGUGGCCGCGCCAAGAAGGGCAAGAGGGCUACCGCCGUCCUCCCGCCGUCGAAAGAUGCGAACCUGCAGGUCCAGUGCACCGUCAACUCGGAGAGGGGCGUCGUCCUGUACCGCCUGGAGAGAGGCAGCAUCAGGAUGGAACAGAAUGCGGCUUUCAUCGACGACAUCUACCGCACAGUCAAGGCGUCAGCGUUCUUCCGUGAAAACUACGAGGGCAAGAAGGUCGUGGUGGUCCUGGACAAUGCGCCUGCGCACCGACAGACGGAGGAACGCGUGGCCCCACACGACGACUUGGUGCUACUCCGUCUUGCUCCCUAUUCGCCGAUGUGCAACCCCAUCGAGGGUUGCUUCUCUGUGCUUAAGGCACGCAUCAAGGAGCACCUUGCGUUAGAUCGCGAAGCAAUCUGCGAUCGCAGUAACAUGACCGAUGUCGACGGGAACCUCGUGACUAUCAAGAAGCGCACCAUGCGCUUCCUAGAGCGCGCUGCCCACGCCAGCAUCAAGCACAUCACGCCCACGAUCGUCACGAAGAUGGAGCUUCACGCGCGCGAUGCUGUUAACGCUGCGGAGUUGAUGCAAGACAUGGUCUACUGA